Molecule: messenger RNA, 1293 nt
Organism: Xyrauchen texanus (razorback sucker)
Lineage: Eukaryota; Metazoa; Chordata; Actinopteri; Cypriniformes; Catostomidae
Product: H2.0-like homeobox protein
Exons: 4
Coding region: 97-1203 (368 amino acids)
Biological process (GO): regulation of DNA-templated transcription
Molecular function (GO): DNA-binding transcription factor activity, RNA polymerase II-specific; sequence-specific DNA binding
Source: RefSeq, a predicted model, not a curated record
GACCGCUGUCUGGAGUUGCAUACUUGAGGAGAGACGAGAGGGAAGGCAACUCCUGCUUGUCAUUACAUGUAGUUGCGUUUGACUUCUUCUGCGAGGAUGUAUACGACGGGACUGAAUCCAUUUUACGCAUCGAAUUUUAGCCUUUGGACUGCGUACUGUUCGGGCGGUUUUGGGGUGGAUACCAUGAAAAAACCCUCGUUUUGUAUCGCUGAUAUUCUGCACGUUGGAGAUGCUGAAAACAUCCCCGGGUCAUCGGCGCUCAUGGCUCAUAUUGGAGCCCGGGCGCAAGUUCAUUCGUCGGGAUCUCCUCUGCGCCCUUCCCCGGUCACUCCGGACGCGUCGCCGGUGUUUAGCGCACGGAUGAACCCCGCGUCCGCGUAUCACAGGCAUGGAAUACACUUGACAUCUGUGUCCAGAGCCGCGAUUAACGCGCAAUGCGCGCCUCCCCUGUCCAGUAAAGACCUCAAAUUCGGGAUUGAUCGGAUAUUAUCCACAGACUUCGAGCCAAAAGCGAAAGAAACAUCAAUGCGAGAUCUCACAUCGAUUAUUAGUCAGAAUCGGCAGUCAGCUGUCCAUGUAUCUGCGAGCCCGUACUUCGCGUCCAUAGACCCGGCCAUGAGCGAAACCUCCUCCAUGAUGGGUUCUAUAGGCAGUGCCGCCAGACAAUCAGGGCAACAUCCGUUUCAGGACACCUUCCCAGGGCCGUAUGCAAUCCUAUCCAAAGACACAAUGCCACAGACGUACAAGAGAAAAAGGUCCUGGUCCAGAGCCGUGUUCUCCAACCUCCAGAGAAAAGGACUCGAGAAACGUUUCGAAAUCCAAAAGUAUGUCACGAAACCGGACCGGAAACAACUGGCCGCGAUGUUGGGCCUCACCGAUGCACAGGUCAAAGUUUGGUUCCAGAACCGACGAAUGAAAUGGAGGCACUCCAAAGAAGCGCAGUCCCAGAAGGACAAAGAAAAAGAACAACCGGAUAAAUCCGUUACCGAGACCGAACAGAAAGUGCGCGACGAUUCCGAAUGCGACAGCGAACCGAGCGAGUCCGAGUUCGAAGACGCGCCGGAUGACAAAAGCGACGUGGACAUUUCUGAACUCAGUAAAGCCAGUGUGAUUAUUCCUGGACCGGGUCCCGUGAGCACAGAGGACACAUCCACAAUAAUCUCCGGGACAGAACCGAGCACAGCGACGCAAAUACUGCUGUGAGGAGCCGGGAAUCGAAUGUUCAUGAAUUGAUUGUAUUAUAUUUUGUCUGUAAGUAUUUGCACUGAAAAUGUAAAUAAAAGUUUGUUCAUA